Molecule: messenger RNA, 2309 nt
Organism: Aspergillus eucalypticola CBS 122712
Lineage: Eukaryota; Fungi; Ascomycota; Eurotiomycetes; Eurotiales; Aspergillaceae
Gene: skn7
Product: putative stress response transcription factor SrrA/Skn7
Exons: 6
Coding region: 319-2148 (609 amino acids)
Biological process (GO): phosphorelay signal transduction system; regulation of DNA-templated transcription
Molecular function (GO): sequence-specific DNA binding; phosphorelay response regulator activity; DNA-binding transcription factor activity
Source: RefSeq, a predicted model, not a curated record
UGUUGAGCCUGUUGCUUGUUCGAUCGGUCGCGACCCAUCUAGCCCACGAUGGACGGUGGCCAGACCUCGACCAGCACCGCCCCCGCGGGCAACUCCAGCGAUUUUGUACGAAAACUCUACAAGUGAGUUGUUCCCCUUUUACUACUUUUCCUCUGUACCUUGCCUGCGCUUCAUCACUCCGGUUUCUCGUCCGCCGGGUUUUCCAACCUCAACCCCCCCCGGCCUUCGCUGUCCGGUUGUCGCUGCGCCCUAUUAGAAUCCAGCGAUGUUCUGCAGAAUCUCGACAUUGAUCAUGCGUGCUAAUCCUCAUCGCAAAGGAUGCUCGAAGACCCAUCGUACGCGGAAAUCGUGCGGUGGGGUGACGAAGGAGACAGUUUUGUGGUCUUGGAGUGCGAAAAAUUCACCAAGACCAUCCUUCCGAAGCACUUCAAACAUAGCAACUUUGCCAGUUUCGUGCGACAGCUGAACAAGUACGACUUCCACAAAGUGAGACAGAACAACGAGGAAAACGGACAGUCACCGUACGGACAGAAUGCCUGGGAGUUCAAACACCCUGAGUUCAGAGCGAACAGCAAAGAAUCCCUCGAUAACAUUCGACGGAAGGCCCCGGCUCCGCGCAAACAGACCCAGAGCACCGAAGACUCGGUCCCGACACAACAAAUAGAUUUGCUGAACCAGCAAAUUGUGGCUCAACAACAACAGAUUCAUCAAUUACACGAGCGACACACACGACUCAGCGUCGAUCACCAGUUGAUGAUGCAGGAAGUUAUGAGGGUGCAGAAGACCAUCCUUAACCAUGAAAAUGUUAUCCACCAGGUGAUGACUUACCUGCUCUCCGUUGAUGCCCGCCAGCGGCGCGACAGCAAAGCGGCUGCUGUGCCUUUCCAAGCCCAGGGUCAAGCCGGUUCGACCCUGAGCCCUUCACAGGGCGCAUCCAUGGACGACGAGCCCUCGUCACCCUUGCAGCAUGCCUCGAAGCUCCUGAAUGAUAUGAACGCAGAGAUUCAAUUCAAUCUAGGGGGCCUAGAGUCCAUGGGCGAGCCACCGAAAAGUACCGCCGUGGUCCCUACACCUGCUCUGGAAACUGCUCCCCGGAAUGGUGUCGCGCGGCCCUCUGCUGCUGACGCCAGUGCGAAUACUGCUAUGGUCUAUCCCAAGAUGAGCGGAGAGAUCGAGCCCGUCGUCUACCCGGUGGGCGCCACCAACGGAAUCGAUCCUAUGUACAGUGAACAUGUCAACAACGUCCCGUAUCCCAUGCCUCCCAAACAAGAGAUUGACGAAUCUCGACGGCAAUUCCCCGACAACCGGAAAAAGAGCGCAAAUGUCGAUCCCGGUUGGGUGCGCAGCCCCCAUAUCCUACUCGUGGAGGAUGAUGCGACAUGCCGUCAAAUUGGUGGCAAAUUCCUAUACUCCUUCUCGUGCCUGAUUGAUACCGCGUUUGACGGCCUGGAAGCGGUGAACAAGAUCCAGGAUGGUUCCAAAUAUGAUCUCAUUCUCAUGGACAUUAUCAUGCCCAAUUUGGAUGGUGUUUCUGCUUGCCACCUUAUUCGCCAAUUCGACAGGACCCCCAUCAUCGCCAUGACAUCUAACAUUCGCAGUGACGAUAUCCAGCUCUACUUUCAGCAUGGAAUGGAUGACGUCCUUCCAAAGCCCUUCACAAGAAAGAGCCUUCUUGAUAUGCUUGAGAAACACUUGGUUCACCUGAAAACGAUGCCGCCGGGCAUAGAGGCUCCCCAAUCGGCAGCAGCCGUUACGAUGGCCGCGCAAAGCUCGGCCGCCCAGUCAGUCAAGGAGGACAGCUCUCCUGGGCAAUCGCCAGCAACAUCGAUGACUGCUUGGCAAUCACCGGGCCAAUUUCCAGGCAUGACUGCCGUGCCUCCUAACGUUCCGCAAGUCCAAGGCCAAUAUAUACCCGCCGCCCCUGCUGCGGCUGCAUAUGCCGUAGAUCAAAACGGAGUUCAGUAUCCCGCACCCGCGGUGGCCCUUGCUACUACGGCGCCUGCGGCCGUCAGGCCGCAACCACCUCGACGACAGCUUUCGGAAAUGUCGAGUGCCACCGAAAACCCCAAUAUGGCCAAACGGCCGCGCAUGUACGCUCAUCAAGCGCAGCCAAUGGUUAACCCCAUGCAAGCUGCGCGAACGGGCUAGAUUGAGUGUCUUCCAUCUCUCCCCUCUUUUCUCGCCCUACACUAGAUGAACAAUGACCUUUUCCCAAUUUCCUUUGACACCCGCCUUCCGCAUCUCUCACCUCACUUCCGCUACGCCUCUCCACCUUACGAUUUCCGUUGUUCUUCUCGUGAUGAAGUCUU